UUUCCCCAACAAAAGAAUCUACAACCCCUUCUCUCUCCUACUCAUAAGAUCCAUGUCUUGCCAAACAACAUUCACAUGUCUUUGUUUCUUGUGAAACAAAAGAUAAAAUUAUUUCCAACUUUUUGCUUGAAGUUGGUUCUCCACUAACAACUGCCCCUCUCUAUCCACACAGCUAAACUCUUCUUCUAUGUGCUAAAUGCUAAUGCUCUGAAAGCAAAACUCUACCUCUACACCAUAAAGACACCAUUCGGACACUUCCCUCCAUUUUUUUACCAAAGUUGGCCAUGAAUCCCAUAACCCUCUUGCUUCUUUUACCCUUGUUUACACAGUUUUUGGAAGUUGAGCCUGCAAGACCCAAACCUCCAGGGAAAACCAGGUUCCCCAUCUCACAAAUCAGUGUGAUGGGUUUUGUUUAUUGUGAUUUCUGCUCCAACAACAGCUUUUCCCGACACAGCUACUUCUUGUCAGGUGCUGAGGUCAGAGUAGAUUGCAUGUUCAAAGCACUCUCUGAGAAAACUGCAGAACAGAUUUCACUUUCAGUGAACAGAACAACCAAUAAGUAUGGAAUGUACAAGCUAGAAAUCCCUUCAGUUGAUGGAGUGAGAUGUGCAGAAGAUUCUGAAGUCGUGUCUUCAUGCCAAGCAAGCUUAAUAGAGAGUUCAUCUUCUGCUUGCAAUGUUCCUGGCUACAAAACUACUUCUAAUGUCAUAGCAAUCAAAGCAAGAAGAGCCAAUCUCUGCAUAUACAGCUUCAAUGCUUUAACUUUCAGACCACCCAAGAAGGACAUCACCUUAUGUGGUAAUUAAAAGAAGCAGCCUACACAAGUAGCCUAGUGCUUGGUUACUUGUGUAUACAUACAAAUUCCAAGGAAAAAAAAACUCAUAAUGUUCUCUUUUUCCACUCCAUUGAGAACAUAGAUCUCUUCUCUCACUUUCUCUGCCUCUUCAUUGUUUCACUGCAUUAUUUGUUUGGUAAUACUAUUAU
Abrus precatorius (Indian licorice) is the source of this 984-nucleotide messenger RNA. RefSeq lists its product as uncharacterized. The coding region runs from base 285 to 806 and encodes 173 amino acids. The transcript is spliced from 2 exons. Lineage: Eukaryota; Viridiplantae; Streptophyta; Magnoliopsida; Fabales; Fabaceae. The record is from RefSeq and is a predicted model, not a curated record.